GAGCAGGGACUCCUCUGUGCAUUGGAUUUGAAACCCUCAUCGUCAUCUGACGGUUGCAUCUACUGCAAAAGAAACAACAGCUUUUUGUUUUUACCACUUGUAGCUGCUUGGAUCUGAUGGAAAUCUCUACAGGAGAUUCAGUUUGAAAUCCGGGGACCACAGGAUUACUUCUUCAUGAAGGCAAAUGUGCCAUCUUGUGACUGAAGGAACCUUUCUAUAAAUUCAGCUGGAAGAUUUUCAUUACAGCCCUGACGUGAAAAAUUCAGAGUUGGAUCUGUUUCCUCUGAACUGUAAAUUCAGAUAAAAGACAUCAGGAUAGAAGUGUUGCCAUGGCAGAGAGGAGACGGACAGGCUAUAGCAUCCAAAGAAAGAUCCUGGAUGAAGGAGCUGUGGAUGAGAUGGCAGAAAAGUCUGACUCAAAACCCUCUCUGUGUGAGAAGGUUAAAAAGUCAAUGAGCUGUUCUGGUCCGCGGUUGAAGAACUGCCUGCUGGGUAGUGUUCCUGUAAUAUCAUGGCUGCCUCGUUACUCCAUCAGAGACAACGCUCUGGGUGACCUGAUCUCUGGAAUCAGUGUGGGGAUCAUGCAGUUGCCACAGGGUAUGGCCUAUGCCUUGCUGGCAUCUGUUCCUCCAGUCUUUGGCCUUUACUCCUCAUUCUACCCUGUCCUCAUCUACUUCAUCUUCGGCACAUCCAAGCACAUCUCAGUCGGAACAUAUGCAGUGAUGAGUGUGAUGAUAGGAGGGGUGACAGAUCGACUAGCCCCAGACUCGAACUUUAUCAUAUGGGACAAUGUCACCAACUCCAGUAUAGUUGAUGCUGUCUCACGGGAUGCAGAGAGGGUCCGGGUGGCUGCAGCUGUCACUUUCAUGUCUGGAUUAUUUCAGAUUCUACUUGGUCUGGUCCAGUUUGGUUUCGUGGUGACCUACCUGUCUGAGCCUCUGGUCCGAGGCUACACCACAGGAGCCGCCAUCCACGUCAUCGUGUCCCAGCUCAAAUACACCUUUGGCAUCAGCCCUGUCAAAUACAGCGGACCUUUGUCAUUGAUAUAUACUGUGCUAGAGAUUUGUUACCUGAUUCCACAGACAAACAUUGGUACUCUUGUGGUUAGCAUCGUCGCUAUAAUCGGCCUUAUCCUUGCUAAGGAGCUCAAUGCAUACUUGAGUAAAAAACUCCCCGUUCCUAUACCUGUGGAGCUGCUUGCUGUCAUUGUUGCUACAGUGGUCUCCUGGCAGUUUAACUUGGAGGGGGAAUAUGGAGUGGAUGUGGUGGGAAUUAUUCCCUCAGGUCUCCAGCCACCUGUUCUCCCAGCUGCCUCUCUGUUUGGUCAGGUGAUAGGGGACGCAUUCGCUCUGUCUGUGGUUGGCUAUGGCAUUGCCAUCUCACUGGGACGAAUCUUUGCCCUGAAAUAUGGAUACAAGGUGGACAGCAACCAGGAACUAAUAGCCCUGGGCCUAAGUAAUUCCAUUGGAGGAAUUUUUCAGUGUUUUGCCAUCAGCUGCUCCAUGUCUCGCACCAUGGUUCAGGAGAGCACAGGAGGGAAGACUCAGGUUGCUGGGGCUCUAUCAGCAAUAGUUAUCCUUUUCAUCACGCUUUGGAUUGGGACUCUAUUUGAAGCUCUGCCCAAGGCGGUGCUGGCUGCCAUCAUCUAUGUCAACCUUCAUGGCAUGAUGAAGCAGUUCAUGGACAUCUCUGCACUGUGGAGAAGCAACAAAGUAGACAUGCUAGUCUGGAUAGCCACCUUCAUCCUCACCUUGCUGCUCAACCCUGACAUGGGACUAGCUGCUGCCAUUGGUUUCUCAAUGCUCACCGUCAUCUUCAGGACGCAGCUACCUACAUACUCCCUGUUAGGGCAGGUUCCAGACACUGACGUUUACAGGCCACUGGAGGACUACAAUCAGGUGAGGCAGGUACCAGGGAUUUUGAUCUUCCGCUCCUCUGCCACCCUCUACUUUGCCAAUGCUGAAAUGUAUCAAGAUGCCCUGGGAGAGAAGUCUGGCAUUGACAUCACCAAGAUCCUGUCAGCAAAGAAGAAACUAGAGGCCAAAAGGAAGCGGCAUGAGGAGAAAAAUGCCAAGAAAGCCAAGAAGGCUGCCAAGAAGAGCGCAGUAGAUGUGGAGGGGGAGCCAGAGAGGGCAGAGCAGAAGGACAUUGCCAUCAUUGAGAUGAAUGCUGAGCCUGACCCCUCACUCCCAAGAGCCAUUGUCCUCGACCUCAGCCCUGUCAACUUCCUGGAUACUGUUGGGAUCAAGACGCUACGAAGUAUCCAGAGAGACUAUGGAGAGAUUGGUAUAGAGGUCGUUCUCGCUGGCUGCCAGACUGGCGUGGUGGACAACCUGCAGACUGGUGGUUUCUUCAGUGACAAAGUGACAAAGUCCUGUCUCUUCUCUAGUAUCCAUGAUGCUGUUUUGUACUGUCAGUCUGCCACAACACAGAGCCAAGAUAAGGAGAUGACAAUGACACAUUUAUGAGUCCUGAGAGGAAUGAUGGAGGAGAGUAUGAAGAAGAGACAGACACACUGUUUGUAUGAGGAUUUUAUCCUUUGAGCUUCAGAUAACUGGGACUCCUGUCUGUCACAAGCACAGACACACAAAUCCACACACACACACACACACACACACACACACACACACACACACACACACACACACACACAUUAUCAUUUAAUCACCAACAAACAACAAACUGCAUAUGUUUAAUGUUGGUUUAUUUAUGAAAAUCUAAAAAAAAAAUAAAUAAAUAAAAUCUCAAAAUAUAAAUGGACAUGUACUUACAUUAAAAAGAAACAUUAUUUUGCCAAGUCAAAUGAUUUCCUUUGCCCGUUUCCUUUCCAAACAGAGACAGUUUUUAUGUGAGGCAUUUUGCAACAAUAGGAAAUCUCCAAAUACCCCUGUAAAGAUCUGGACUGAUGAAACAGAUAUCCUCAAGUACGGCUGCAGUGUGUUCUCCUUUUCCAUCCUACUGGAGCUGGUUGAUUCAUCCACACUCAGACUCCAGUCUGCACCUCAUGCAUCUACAGACGAGUUCAGUGAGUCUGUUUACAUACAGAGCUGGUCACUGAGAUAGUUUCCGUUCUUCUGCCAGAUGUGGAAGGUGUUUAUUGUAGUAAUUCAUACACAGAUAAUUUAACAGAUGAAGUUCCCC
Molecule: messenger RNA, 3141 nt
Organism: Lates calcarifer (barramundi perch)
Lineage: Eukaryota; Metazoa; Chordata; Actinopteri; Centropomidae
Gene: slc26a6.2
Product: solute carrier family 26 member 6
Exons: 20
Coding region: 330-2468 (712 amino acids)
Biological process (GO): transmembrane transport
Cellular component (GO): membrane
Molecular function (GO): bicarbonate transmembrane transporter activity; oxalate transmembrane transporter activity; chloride transmembrane transporter activity
Source: RefSeq, a predicted model, not a curated record